UCUUGAAAAACAAAUAAGCCGACAGGAAGCCCAUGCUGUUUGCAGUCCUCCACUCUUGUGCUGAUGUCAACAGGCACUCUGCGCUCUCGACUGUAUCGGUGCUUAGGAAAGUCUUGGUCUCACACUUGGAUGUGCGGUGUGCUUGUGACAUCAGUAAGUCGUCGUCGAGUGGGAUGUUCGAGUAUUACGGAGGUUUCGCGCUGUAGAAUUAAAGCGCCAAGAACAACACGGGCGGCACUCCACUCACCAACUCUCGAUUGUCCCUGCAUUAGAAAGCACCUCGGAGUGUGGAGUUUGUGGCUUCGGAAGACGGAAGCUGAAACGAUGGCACGACGACUCGAAUGGACUCGACUAGAGUGCCGGACAUCGGACGUUUUCUUCGUCACUUUGACGCCAGAGGAAUGCUGACUAUGAUUUGACCCUCACGAGAGAUUUGGCUUACUCUUUUUGGAUAAAGGAAGCACCUCGUCAUGCGUCUGUGGGGGGUGCGCUUUUGGAGAGGUGCGCACAUAUUGUACUUGUAAUGUUUGUCACCUCCGGCGCAGAUCUCGCUUUGGCAUCCCGAGCCACGAGCGCUUCGCCGCAGAUGCGCUAUUCCAGCAGUCCCACCGCAGAACUGCUGCAGCUGCCCAAUGCCACGUUGUACCAGUGCGCCGAGCAGCUGCUGGACUUCGGCUUGGCCGAGAAGGUUAUCAUCGGCGCGAUGCUGACGCUCAUCACCGUGGUGACUGUCAUGGGUAACACUUUGGUGGUGAUCGCCGUGUCAGUGGUCAAGAAGCUACGACAGCCUUCCAAUUAUCUCCUGGUGUCUUUGGCCGUGGCGGACCUAUCUGUGGCCGUGGCGGUUAUGCCCUUUGUCAUUGUGACUGAUCUCACGGGCGGCAUGUGGCUUUUUGGGGAGGUCUUCUGUAACAUCUUUAUUGCCAUGGAUGUCAUGUGCUGUACGGCCUCCAUAAUGACCCUCUGCGUCAUUAGCGUGGACAGGUAUCUGGGCAUCACACGACCUUUGACCUAUCCAGCCAGGCAGAACGGGCAGUUGAUGGCCAAGAUGAUUUUGGGGGUUUGGCUGGUGUCAGCGUCCAUAACCCUUCCUCCAUUCUUCGGCUGGGCUCAGAACGUCAACACUGAAGGCUUGUGUCUGAUCAGCCAAGACUUUGGCUACACCAUCUACUCCACUGGAGUUGCCUUCUACAUCCCCAUGUUGGUCAUGCUCGUCAUGUACUAUAAAAUCUUUAAAGCUGCUCGCAAGAGUGCAGCCAAGCACAGGUUCUCUGGCUUCCCUCGGCAAAAGGACCUGGAAACUGUGGCCAACGAUGGACUCAAGAUGCAACGUCUGAAGCCUCCCGGGAUGGCGGAGGAGUGUGCUGCCUUGUCAAGGUUCCUCGGCCGAGAACGCAAGAAUAUCUCCAUUUUUAAAAGAGAGCAGAAGGCCGCCACCACCCUUGGUGUCAUUGUUGGGGUCUUCACCAUCUGUUGGUUGCCUUUUUUCAUCCUAUCGACCGCAAGGCCCUUCAUUUGCGGCAUUGAGUGCAGCUGUAUCCCAAUUUGGCUGGAGCGCACCCUGCUUUGGUUUGGAUACACCAACUCACUCAUGAAUCCCUUUAUUUAUGCCUUCUUCAACCGAGACUUGCGUUCCACCUAUAAAGAUCUCCUCCGCUGCCGAUAUCGCAACAUUAACCGGCGGCUCUCUGCAGUGGGGGUGCACGAGGCCUUGAAGGUGUGAAUGUAGUCACACUGAGCUCUACUGAGAUGUACCAUCUCAUGUGCAAAGUAACCCUUGUGGAGUAAAUGAUCCUCAUUCUGAGAUAAGAGGUGGCAGAGUGGGAUUGCAUCUACAAUACACAUCCAUAAACUGUGUCGAUGAGGGUCAACGUAAAGGGAAUAGCAUUUACAGCGCCUGCUUAACCAAGAAUUCUGCUUCUUACAAGCAAUCCACACAGGGCACAGCCAGUCAAAAUGGUGACUGAGGAAAAACUGGACAAUGGUGGCUUUCACACAUGAUCACAAAAAUUGGACUUUACACAUUCCUUAGCAGGAUGCCGAAGCAGGAGUAAAAAGAGGUACGGUGUGCACAGGCCUUGAUCGAUGCCUGAAGGAGACCUGAAGCAAUCUGGGUGAAUAUCUGAUAAGACGAAACUGUCCGUUUGCUUAGACUCCUGCUAAGAUGUGUGGGCCUCAGAAGAAUGGGAGACAGGCUGUUGGCAUUCUUCAAAAUAUCCAUCUGGCCAUUUGUUUUCAUUUCUCAUUGAUCAUCAAGUUGCAAAUAUGACAUAUGCUGCCUUAACUUUAGAAAAUAACUAAUAUGGCUUUAAGGUGUGAAGGAGCAUGCUGUCUAGUUGGGGCCAGUCCAAUGAGCUACCACCCUCUUGUCCAUUUACAAUAGAAGACUUUAGGUCAGUGCCAGCUGAUAUGGAACCUGGAGGCCCUGAAUGUUCCCAGCAUGGCAGGCCGCAGUGAUUCAAGUGUUUGAGGGCUGACCAUGGAGGCCUAAGCUGGAACAAGUUGGCGAUACUUAUAGAGGAUUCUUCAUAUUUGCAGUGGAACUGAGUGAUUCCGGUCCUUUUCUUUUUUUGUAAAUCUUCACAUUGAGUGCUAAACAUCUUGAAAUAUUUAAAAAAACAAAUAAAGAUAUAUGCAAGACAGAAUGGUGAGAAAUGUUUCUGACUUUGAAGUAACAUGUUACCUGCAAUCUUCAGACAGAAAAAAAAGUUAAAAGUGGCUUUUCUCUACAAGCCAAGCUGUGAUUAAAGUGGGUUGGGAGCAGAGUCAGCGGUGACCCAGGAUCAAAGCAUACCUCAGUUCAUCAGUUGUCAUA
Messenger RNA from Erpetoichthys calabaricus (reedfish), 2815 nucleotides. Its product is annotated as 5-hydroxytryptamine receptor 7-like. The transcript is spliced from 2 exons. Gene Ontology annotation, molecular function: G protein-coupled serotonin receptor activity; neurotransmitter receptor activity. Bases 524 to 1723 code for a protein of 399 amino acids. Gene Ontology annotation, biological process: chemical synaptic transmission; circadian rhythm; G protein-coupled receptor signaling pathway, coupled to cyclic nucleotide second messenger. NCBI's taxonomy places the organism in Eukaryota, Metazoa, Chordata, Cladistia, Polypteriformes, Polypteridae. The record is from RefSeq and is a predicted model, not a curated record. Gene Ontology annotation, cellular component: dendrite; membrane.